UCGUUCCACUUUCCGGCAGCGGGGAGCAGGAAAGCCGAGGAGAGAGUGACGGGUAACGACCAGAGGAGACCUGAGGGAGAAGACUCAAAACUCGCAUAUUUUAAUCGUUAUUCCCGGGGGGGAUUGGUAUUGCUUUUACCUGCCCCUGACCAACAGGAUCUCUCUUUCGUGAUUCUUCUUCGUCCCCAUUUUCCCCUGAAUGAAGUGGGAUGGCUGAGGUGCCGCCUGGGCCUAGCGCGCUGCCUGCAUCCCCGGCCGAGAUUAUUCCCUUCCCCGGGGUUGGGUGCGCCAUACCCGGGGAAGGGGGGGAACGUGGCUGUGGACGAGGAGACGCAGCGAUCCCCGGGGUUGGACAGCAGCAACAAGUAAGUGAAGGGAAAGGGACGAGCAAGGCAACUCAGAACCACCUGUACUCUCACCCGGCGGUUCACCACUUCCAUACGCAGACACAGCAGCAGCAACAACUCAACGGCUUAAUAAACGCCGCGGAGGACGGCCUCGCCUGCACUCACCACAGCCGCCUCCAUAGUCAUCACCAUCACCCGGCUCACAGGCCGUCUGACAGCCCGGGGGCGCUCACCGAGCACCGCGACGGCACCGGCGGGGCUCGGGCUGGCGCCCAGGAGGGCAGCAAUUUCGGCGACAUCAACAACAGCGGCUGCCAAGGGCAGCACUGCCCGCCGCAAAACCACUCGUACUCGAACAACAACCACAGCAUGAACAGCAUGCUGACCCUGUCGGAGGAGGCGAGCUGGAGAGGCGACCGCGCCAGGACUGAGCCCCGGCCUUCCCCUGCCGACCCCCCGGCCGUGGCAGGCCUCGGGACUCCAGGGGCUGGCGUGGAGCUGGAGGCCGCUCUGGACGGCUCUUACACCGUGGAGGCAGCGGUGUCGGAGAUGGCGAGGGUGGUUCUGAAUAGCUCUGGCGGAGAACAGGGGGAGGAUGAGGAGCCGAUCCAGUACGUGCGCUAUGAGUCUGAGCUGCAGAUGCCGGACAUUAUGAGGCUGAUCACUAAGGACUUGUCGGAGCCCUACUCCAUUUACACCUACAGGUACUUCAUCCACAACUGGCCUAAGCUCUGCUUUCUGGCGAUGGUGAGGGAGGAGUGUGUGGGUGCCAUAGUGUGCAAGCUGGACAUGCACAAAAAGAUGUUUCGACGGGGCUACAUUGCCAUGCUGGCUGUGGACUCCAAAUAUAGGAGGAAAGGCAUCGGUACCAACCUGGUAAAGAAGGCUAUCUAUGCCAUGGUGGAUGGGGACUGUGAUGAGGUGGUGCUGGAGACGGAGAUCACUAACAAGUCGGCCCUGAAAUUGUAUGAAAACCUGGGCUUUGUGAGGGACAAGCGGCUCUUCCGAUACUAUUUAAAUGGGGUGGACGCUCUGCGACUCAAACUUUGGCUUCGUUAGCGGGGGCGCGCCAGCCUGGUCACGGGUUCAAGGAACAAGCUCCUUCUCAACACCACAAACAAAAUGGAAACCAGUCGAACAUGCAGAAACUAUUAAAGAGUUUAAAGUAUAUAUUAAAAAACAAAAGAGAGAGAUUGAGUUCCGCAGGCGCCCGGGUGCAGAGGGCUUCUUGCGACCGGGGAGCCUGGGCGGUGGGCUUGUUGCGGGGGUCCGGCACGCGUCCCGUCGCACAACGAGCACGGAAACGCCGGCAGCUGCGGCCACACUGGGCCGCCUCCCACGCGUCGAACCAGUGGACUGCGGUUUUUUUUUUACAAAUCAUUACAGCAAGAACGGAUCACACAAACAGGUAUAACCACCUGCAGCGAGCGCGACAUCCUGACAUUUGUGGAACUUAUUUUUAUCGUAGUUUUUUUUCCUUGCGUCUCGUGUGUCGGAAUGAGUGUGUGGGUGUAUGUGUACGUAUUGGUUUUUUUCUGUGUGUUGUGAGAACAUGCUGGAAAGGUGCUCUGUUCUAUACGGAAAUCCUGCUUCGCUCGGCGGUGUGUCACUCCGGGACGAGCAGGUACACACACAUGCUCGUGCAUGCGCAGGUUUAAAUCGUUUGAGUGGAAGCUGAAAAAUAAAAUUAAAGCCCAUUCACACCUCUGAGGAAGGAUUGACAAGUCACAAACAUAGAGGCAGAAUAUCUCCCCCUCAUCUGAUGCCAGUGCAUUGAUUAAAUUUCUGAACCUGGCCAAGAUUUCUCCCCUGUGAUGUUUUUUUUGGUAGACAUUGUUUUUAAAAGUGAUUAUUUUACUGUCGAGGUACAAGUGUAUUUUUAAUUGCCAUUACGUGACCGGUGUAUGCCAAUGUAAAACAGUUGAGAUGAACCUUAGUUUGAAAGUGAUUCGAGUGUUGGGUUUUUCCCUAAAAACAAGUUCUGAUUUAGUUUUUAUUUUGCUUUACAUAUCAGAAGAAAUAGCCAUCGAUAAAUGUGAGCACCAUUUCUAGUUGGAGUUCAAACUAGAAGUUACAGCAGAAAUGGUGCAGUCUGUCCUGAGUUGACUGCUUUAAAUCCUCAGACUCGGAACGCGAAACUGAAAUUUGCCCUUUGAGGAAAUAAUGUAAUUCAGAGGGGUCAUCCCCAAUGGGAAUGAAAGGAUUUUUUACCCUUUCCUCCUCCGUCUGGGUCAAUUUAACGUUAUUCUAAAAAUGUGUUAGUCUCAUCUACGAGAAAAGGCAUCUCUUGGUGAGAGCUAGGCAGACCACAAAGUCUCCUCCUUUCAGAUUUUCCCCAAGGGUCCUCCCCAGAGUGAUCGAAGACUCCCACCCCCUCCCUUUUUGUUUUUGGUGAGUUUUGGACUUAUGAUCUGAAGGCAGAAACUGCCUUGGAAGGUUUUUAAGCAUUUAAAGAAAAAUGACAGACGUGGUGCAUUUUUGGUGCAUUCUCUUGCUGGCAAAUAAUAAAAUUAUGCAUUUACAGCUG
Molecule: messenger RNA, 2874 nt
Organism: Lepisosteus oculatus (spotted gar)
Lineage: Eukaryota; Metazoa; Chordata; Actinopteri; Semionotiformes; Lepisosteidae
Gene: naa30
Product: N-alpha-acetyltransferase 30, NatC catalytic subunit
Biological process (GO): N-terminal peptidyl-methionine acetylation
Cellular component (GO): NatC complex
Molecular function (GO): protein-N-terminal amino-acid acetyltransferase activity
Source: RefSeq, a predicted model, not a curated record